Molecule: messenger RNA, 813 nt
Organism: Anopheles cruzii
Lineage: Eukaryota; Metazoa; Arthropoda; Insecta; Diptera; Culicidae
Product: GTP-binding protein Di-Ras1
Exons: 5
Coding region: 1-813 (270 amino acids)
Molecular function (GO): GTP binding; GTPase activity
Source: RefSeq, a predicted model, not a curated record
AUGAAAAUGUCAGAUUUCGAGCGAAUAAGGCUAGUGAUUUUGGGUGGAGCCGGUGUCGGUAAGAGUUGUAUCAUUAAGCGCUUCUUAUUUAAGACGUACUCCGACAAGUACAGACCAACGGUGGAGGACCUGUACAACCGGGAGUACGACCUCGGCUCGGUGACGCUCAAGGUUGACAUCCUUGAUACGUCCGGUGAGAUGCAGUUUCCGGCCAUGAGGAGACUAUCGAUUGCAACGGCUCACGCGUUCCUGCUGGUGUACGCGACCACGUCCGAGGCCAGCCUGGGCUGCGUCAAGCAGUGCUUCGAGGAGAUACGCGAACAGCGGGCCGACUUCCAGGACAUUCCCAUGGUGAUUGUUGGCAACAAGUACGACCUCACCGGCACCCACCGUGAGGUGCGCAUCGAAGACGUUUCCGAGUGGGUGUUCUGCGAGCUACCGAAGCUUAAGGUGAAGGUGUUGGAGUGUUCGGCAAAAGAUGAUUACAAUAUCAUGGAAAUAUUUCGAACGUUUGUAACACUGUCCCGCAUACUGCCGGUGAACGGCGGUGCGGAAUCCGGGUCCGGAUUGAAGCGACGUUCGUCCGCGUACGUCAGUGCUAGCAGUAAAGCAAAGUCGAGAAUCGGAAGUCCGUCCAUUGGUUGUGAAAAGGCAAAAGAUCCGUCAUAUCUGGCGGCAUCCACCUCGGAAGGCACCAGCAGUGGGGAUGUGAAAGCAAAACCCCGGUCCAGAUCACUAAUUCGUAGAUCGUCCCGGAAAACGAAACAACAAAUUCAAAAUGCUUCUGGCGUCGAGGACUGUAACAUUCAAUAA